This is a messenger RNA of Betta splendens (Siamese fighting fish), 837 nucleotides long. It is a transcript of the gene nkiras2, whose product is annotated as NFKB inhibitor interacting Ras-like 2. The record is from RefSeq and is a predicted model, not a curated record. Lineage: Eukaryota; Metazoa; Chordata; Actinopteri; Anabantiformes; Osphronemidae. The coding region runs from base 182 to 760 and encodes 192 amino acids. Gene Ontology annotation, molecular function: GTP binding; GTPase activity. The transcript is spliced from 4 exons. Gene Ontology annotation, biological process: canonical NF-kappaB signal transduction.
AAUACAAUCCACCCGUAUGUUGUCAGUAUGGGCGUAUAAUUUUUAUGAAACACAAUUUGUUUUUGAUUAGUUGCCUAAUCUGAUAUCGUUGGUCCGUAUCUCUCCGAAAGCUGCUGCUAACCUAUUAAACGCUAUAAGAUACUUGGGCAGCUAGCUAACGGUUUUCUGGUCCGAGGAAGUCAUGGGUAAAAGCUGUAAAGUGGUGGUUUGUGGCCAAAGUGCUGUUGGUAAAACGGCUGUAUUGGAACAACUAUUGUAUGCGAAUCACGUUGCAGGUUCAGAACCUAUGGAGACCCUUGAAGAUAUCUAUAUUGGGUCCAUAGAAACUGACCGCGGCACAAGAGAGCAGGUGCGCUUCUAUGAUACUCGAGGACUCAGGGAUGGGAUGGAGUUUCCUCGACAUUACUACACUUUUGCCGAUGGCUUUGUACUUGUUUACAGCAUUGACAGUAAAAAGUCAUUUAAGCAAAUGGAGGCACUCAAGAAGGACAUUGACCGUCACAGAGACAAGAAAGAGGUCACCAUUGUUGUGCUCGGCAACAAGCAAGACAAGCAGGAAGAGAGGCGAGUGGACUAUAACAUGGCCCAGAACUGGGCAAAGAAUGAGAAGGUGCGUCUUUGGGAGGUCUCUGUCACUGAGCGACGCACCCUCAUCGAACCGUUUGUCUACCUGGCUAGCAAAAUGACACAGCCACAGAGCAAGUCCACUUUCCCUCUCAGUCGUAACAAGAAUAAGGGCGGUGGUUCUACAGACAGCUAGGUGGCCAGGCACUAUUACGUUCAAGGGAAAUGAAGACUGAGAAAUCAUUCACUAAAGGGAAACUUGUUUUGCUAUUA